Molecule: messenger RNA, 7698 nt
Organism: Dermacentor andersoni
Lineage: Eukaryota; Metazoa; Arthropoda; Arachnida; Ixodida; Ixodidae
Biological process (GO): activation of innate immune response
Molecular function (GO): zinc ion binding; double-stranded DNA binding; RNA binding
Source: RefSeq, a predicted model, not a curated record
GGGGCGAGAAACUCUUUUCCAAAGCGCUCCUCAUGGCGACGGCAGCACUCGCGGCGUCACGACUCAUGUCCCCCAAUGGUCAAGAACCGGUCCAAUAUGCAGCGUACUAAAGAACGCGUGCCAAAUGCAGUUAUAGCGAACAUUGCGACCGGGGCACGUAUGUGUCAGUUAUCCUUUCGUUCACUUUGAUUUGCCUUCACCUUAUUAUUUCUACCCUAAUUUUAGUUAGGCAUUGCAGUUAACUUCACUAUGCUUUCUCUGGCUUCGUUGGCUGUCACUCCUUUAUAUAUAUAUAUAUAUAUAUAUAUAUAUGCCAAUAAGUGUCACAUAUGCCCUGGGUCACAUAGACAGUGGCUCAAGAGGGGCGGACAUUUCGUUUCGAAAUCGACCAGCUAAGCGCAGCAGCGCCCGAUGGUCUCUACCCAUUAGAGAAUAAAAUCCCUGGAUAAUUUGAAAGUAGCGACACUCUUUGAACUCUGCCGCCGCCGCGCGACCUCCUCGCCUCCUCCUCGCCCCUUGUGCGUUCCCCCGCAGCAACCAGUCCUGCCGCCGUUUUUCUGCACGACGAUUGGUCGCCCUGCCGUUGCCCUUGGAAACGCGGUGAUCUUGAGUUUUGCUUGUGUUUUUCUUUUCCGUUCGCGCCAUUUUUCUCCUGAGCACGGCUGGCUCGGCGCUUUAGCUCGGCGUAGCGAACGUUGUACGCUGUGUUUCCUGCUCUAUGCGCUAGCGCUAUGCCGGGCUGUUGCGCUUAUAACUGCAGCAAAAACCCUGAAGACUGUUAUGCCGUUUUUAUACCACAAGGAAAGCGUGAUGGCUUGCGCAGGAAGCAGUGGCUGCAUGACAUUGGCCGAAAGAACUUUGUUCCGACAAAGAAAAGCGUUGUUUGCGAGCUGAGGCGUCUUUCUUAUAGCUCGUAGCAAAGCAUCUCGUAAUGCUGCAUUUUCUUUUUCAUUCUUCCGGCCUGCUCACCAGCGUUUUUGUUGUGGUUGUCCUCAGUAUGCUUAAUAUUCUGGGGCGGCUCCAUCACCUCGCACGUCGCUAACUGUUGUUAGUCAGUCGGAAGUGCAGCAUUAUAGAUUCUGUUUUGCGCCCUGAAAAAAUGAGUGGCAAGUAUACCCGUGGUAUUGCAGGUGACGAGCGUUAGCUAGUCAACAUUGAGUUUUUAAGUUUGAAGGCGAAAGUCUUCAGAUCUCUAUGUUUCAAGGUUGUAAACUGGAAGUAUCACGUGACCCAAGGAAGGCCAGAGGUGACCCAAAGCAUGUCAACCCCUGUAUAAGAGAAUGAUUCCCCAAGUUAAUUAAUGAAUCAUUAGUGAUUGACAUACGGUGGAUUAGGGAGGAUUAGGGUUGAUUAGAGUGUACUAAGGAAGAUUAAGGUGGAUAAGGGAAGAUUAAGGUCGAUUAAUGUGAAUUAAGGUGAAUUAGGGUUGAUAAAGGAGGAUUAAGGCCGAUUAGAAGGGAUUAUGGUAGAUUAAGCUGGAUUAGGGGCCAUGGAACUGGAUUAGAUUUGAUAGAGGUGGAUUAGUGCGUAUUAAGGUAGAUUGGGACUAUUAAGCAGGAAUAAGUUGGAUUAAGGUGCAUGAAUAAGGAUUAAGGUGGAUGAAGGAGGAUUAAGGCGGAUUAUGAUGGAUUAGAAUUGAUAGAGGAGGAUUAAGACCGUAUAGGGUAGGCUAAGGUGCAUUUGGGGCGAUGUAGGUUGAUUAGGUUUUAUUAAGGUGGAUUGUGAGUAUUAAGGUGGAUAAAGGAGCUAUAAGGUGGAUUAGGGUGGACUAAUGUGAAUUAGGGCUCAUUGAGUAUUAAGACCGAUUAGUCUGCCAUAAUCCUCCUAAUGCAAAUUAAUCCACAUUCAUCGACCUUAAUCCUCCGUCAUUCACUAUAAUGCACCAUUAUCCACGAAAGUCCUCCUUAAUGCACCCUAAUACACCUUCAUCGACCCUAAUCUACUCUAACCCUCCUUAAUGCGCUUUAAUCCUCCUUAAUCAACCGUAAUGCUGCCUCAUUGACUUUAUUCCGUCAUAAUCCACUAUAAUCGUUCUUAAUUCACCUUAAUCCACCCGAAUCCACAUUCAUCUACCUUAGUCCACCCUAAUCCUCCGUAAUCUACCAUAAUCCUUCUUCAAUCACUUCAAUUCACCCUAGCCCACCAUAAUCCUCGUUAAUGCACCUUAAUGCUGCCUAAUCCACCCUUAACCUUUUUCAUGCACUUUAAUCCACCCUAAUCCACUAGAAUCGUCCUUAAUUCACUUUCAUCCACCCUAAUCCACCUUCAUCGACCUUAAUCCAACCUAGUCCUCCUUUAUGCACCUUAAUUCACCUUCAUUCACCCUAAUGCACCUUCAUCGACUUUAGUCCACCUUAAUCCUCCUUAAUACACCCGAAUUCAUCUUAAUCCAAUCACUAAUCAAUCAUUACUUUGCUAAUCAUUAAUCAUCUCUUAUACGCGGCUGCACAUGCUUUGGUUCGUUUCCGCCUUCCUUCGGUCACGUGAUAUUUCCUGUAGCUCACAACGGGACCUUGAAACAGAGCUCUAAGGCUUUCGCUUAAUAAGCCACACACAAAGGGAUGUGUCACAAGCAAUACUAGAUCAAACGCACAAAGUAAAGCAUCUGAUCAUUUGGCAGAAAAAUUGUCUGGAGUAUAGAACUCGCCUCAAAGCCCCCUUUACAUCGGUAUACCCCGUUCAUACGGCUUUAGAAAAAAAAAAUGGCUGUGGCUUAGCUAAGGUUAAGCCCAGGAUGCGAAGCAUACUAGCCUUUAUUUUAGUUGUUGAACCACUGCUUAGCCUGGUGAACUGCUGUUGCUUGGCUAUAUUUGGUUCGGCUAGACGAAGAAACAACUCAUGCGUUACUCUGCUUCGCCUUCAAGAGUGGAACGCGACAGCGUUCCCGUCGACCCGCCAAGGGGUGUAAGACAAUGGGCUACGGCGCAGCGACUACGCGCCCCGCAUUGGACGCGGUGAGCGUCAAGCAACGCAGCGUUCGGCGCGGCAACGAAAUGUGCGCCUGAGCAAGCGACGCGCGCCUGAGCCUUAGAAACAGCUCGUUUCUAAGGCAACACCGCAUUCACUAGAGGCGCUUUUGUACCGCUUUGAAGCAUCGUACUCGUGGCUCAGUGGAUUUCCUCUUCAGCCACCGAGGUGAGCGGACGCGGAAUGUCGGGCUCUUCACGAGCGGCUUCAGCGACCCUUUUGGGCCGCGGUAUCAGGUCAACUGAAAAAGCAGGUCAGGACUACCAAAUGAUUUUGCCAACGCUGCCAACAGGUACGUCCGUUCUUCAUACGGUUUUUUUACAUGGUGACGUUAAGGCGAGGCCUUACAGAGUGGAACAUUUUCGAGACGCUCUUACACGGCUGUCUCUCAUGCCGGAAGUGGUUGCACUGGGUGCAUAUCAAAUGAACCAUCUGUGGGCGGUGACUUUCAAGGACGAAGAAGGGAAAAAGAGGAUUAUCGCUGCAGACGCGUUUGAUGUCAAAGACCAUCGCUGUGUAGUCGUCGACCCGUGUGACAGAGGCGUCCGUAUCAAGCUCUACUGGCGCCUUCACGGUGUACCUGACGACGACGUUCGCACUGCCUUGUCGCCUUUUGGAAAGGUGACUGAGAUCACCAGGGACAGGUGGCGGGUACAAGGAUGCGUUGACAAAGGGUCAACCACCCGUACUGUCACUAUCAAGCUGAAGGUAGGCGUCACCGCUGAAGACUUGCCCCACCAGCUGCGAGUGGCGGAAGAUGUUGCGCUCGUGCACGUCCCUGGCAGAGCUCCCCUCUGCCUCCGAUGCCGCGGCAUCGGGCACAUCCGACGCGAGUGCCGUGUGCCACGCUGUGGGCUUUGUCGUCGUUUCGUCCACGACGAGACCCAGUGCGUCCGAACCCAUGCCACAGUGACAGGCCCGGCAUUGAAGGAAGAUGUCACAGAUCACUUGAUGGACGUGGUCGACGCAGUGGAAGCCGCAGGCGAAGGGAAAGAGACCCAGCCCUCGGUGUUAACGCCCCUGAAGAAGGCCAUGACUGUUAAUGAAGAAAAGUCAUCGGACGGCUGGAAAGACCCAUGGGAUGACACGGUGGAACCAACUCAUUAGAGGUCGAGGUAAAAGAGGCCAAAGAAACGUGCACAUCAGCAGAAGUGACGACCGGUGAACAGCACGAAACUGACGACACCGUGAUGCCAACGUCAAGUAGUGCACCUGCUAAGAGGCUUCACGAAGAGGCGGAUGAGCAAGAGGAAAAGGAUCAAGAGACUGGGAAUGACGAGCCUCCUCCGAAAGCUACCCCGGGACGCCGACCGGCGUUCAAGCCCAAGCCCGGCGUUCCUGCCAAACGCCGUUCUACAACCCAGAGGCCUCCGCGUUAGCGGAGGCGUUCCUGGGUUAGGAAAAAUUGUUGUUGGGGUGUGGGGUCUGGGGUUUGUGGGCAAGAUGUGCGUCGGCCGUCGUCAUUGGGCUUUGAUGUCUAGAAAACCGUGGUCCGCCUCCCUAGACCGUCGAGUCAUCGUAGCAGAUGUGAGACGGACGAUGUGCGGUAAUUGGUUUGGAUUCUCCUCCCGUUAAAUGGCAGCUAAUUUUUCGACUGGUCUUUGUGUCGCGACGUUGAACGUGCGUGGACUUAGCGGGCGUAGAAGGCAAUGCCAAGUUAACCGUAUUCUUAUUGAAAAUAAUAUUGACUUAUUGGCCAUUCAAGAAGCAAAAAUUGCAACUGAUGAAUGCACGGAGCAAAUGGUUAACGUUUUCCGUCCUAGAUAUACCGUAAGUGUAUGUCAUGCGGCGGGUAGGUCUGGGGGCUGCCUUAUUCUUUUGCGUAGCAGUAUUGCUGUAGUUGAAGCCGUCACAUCAUCCGAGGAUGGCAGAAUGGUCCUCUGCGAUUUUACUUUUUCAGAGAUACCUUGGAGGGCUAUAUGUGUUUAUGCUCCGAACGUAGCACGGGAGCGGGAAGUGUUUUUUGGUGAUAUUCAGCAGUACUUGAAUUGUGAAAGACAUGUCAUAUUACUGGGUGAUUUUAAUUGUGUUUGCUUUCCAGAAGAUAAAUCUAAGUUGACUAGUGUUUGUGAUAAAAGUGCGUUGCUUUUAAGUUCUAUUGUAAGGCAACAAGAGCUUGAAGACAUUGGUUACGUGUUGUCAAGUGAAAACCAUACCAUGUAUACGCACUAUCAAGGUCAGUGUCAUGGCAGGCUAGACAGAAUUUAUGCUCCGUUAACCUUUGUACCGUUAUUUUCAAGUUAUCAAGUCUUACAUGUUAGUUUUAGCGAUCAUUGCCUCGUUAUGUCAACCAUAGGAAAGAAACAAGAACCAUCUAAAUUCAGCUGGGACUUAUGGAAGCUAAAUGAUAAGCUUGUGCAAGACGACGUUUUUCAAAAGGCAGUUCAAGAAAAGCUCGAAAAUUUGCUCAGCAUAACUACGUCAGCGUUCUUCAUUGCAGAAUGGGAACUCUUCAAAAGAGACGUUAAAUUCACCGCGAUAGAAAGAGCAUGCGUAGUCUGUCACAAAGAAAAAGAGCGUGAGAAGGAAUUACACCUUAGGCUAAAAUAUAUGCUCAGCGCAGAAAGCUCUACGCCUGGCUUAUUUUCGAAAGAAAUUAAAGAAGUUAAGUCUGAACUUGAAGUCAUGGAUGAAGAAAAGUACAGGGUUGCGGUAUUAAGGGCAAGGGCGGAGAGUUUAUGGAUGGGGGAAACGCCUACCAAGCGAGCAAUAAGUGACGAGAAGAAACACGCGGUUUCCAAAGAAAUAACAGAGUCUCUGACUUUGGGACCCUUGUCUGUAUACCAUAUUUUGUAACAAAUUGUUAUGAACGAAUAAUAAACUGAAACUGAAACUGAAGGGGAAGUCACUAGUGAUGUUGGAAUGAUUGAGCACGCAUUUGAGUCUUAUUAUGAAAGUUUGAUGGGGAAAAAGACAUGUGAUAUCGAAAGGUUUAGAACUGACUUCUUGCCAUUAAUGCCAACAUUAUCAGACGAGGUCUGUGAAACGCUCGACAGACCAAUAAGCCUUUCAGAAGUUGAGGAUGCGAUUAACGAACUUACUCCCGGCAAGUCGCCGGGGCCUGAUGGUCUGGGAGGGGCUUUCUAUAAGAGCUUUAAAAGUGGAAUAGCUGUAGCACUACAUCGCGUGAUAAGGGAGAUGUACGAGAAUAAGGAAGCACCUCCUUCUUUUCGGACAUCGCACGUUAUUUUAAUUCCUAAAGUAAAAGAUCGUGCGCGACUUUUGGCGGUUGAAGCCUACAGACCAAUAAGCUUGACAAAUACGGACUAUAAAGUUUACACUAAAGUACUGGUGCGACGAUUGCAGACCGUUAUAAAAGAACUUGUGGGCCCCCAUCAGACAUGCGGUAUCAAAGGCAGAUCGAUCUUUUCGAAUAUACAUACUGCAAGGACCAUACUGGAAUGCUGCGAUGAGAGAGAGGACAGAGUCGCUAUGAUACAAAUUGACCUUGAAAAGGCUUUUGACAGAGUCGUCCAUGAUGUCAUAUUUUUGAUCUUAGAACAUGUCCAAGCCGGUGCAGUGAUAACAGAUGGAGUAAGAAUGGUAUACAAAGAUUGCACUGCGCAGUUAGUAAUUAAUAGAAAAUUAGGCGCCAGUAUAAAAGUGGAAUCAUCAGUAAAACAAGGAUGCUGUUUGUCGCCUCUUUUAUUUGCCUUGUAUUUAGAGCCUUUCUGUUUGAAAAUAAUUAAGAGCCAAUCUAUUCGUGGGUUUAUCUACGCAGGAAUUGAGACUCGAGUUCUGGCUUAUGCAGAUGACGUGGCAAUUUUUUGCCGUGAUACAGAAAGCGUGAAUAACACUAUGAAAGAGGUUGUUUCCUUUUGCGCCGCAACUGGAAGUGUUGUCAGCUGGACUAAGUGCCUAGGUUUAUGGCACGGCAGCUGGCCACAGGCACCCGAGUUUUUUUGCAAUAUGAACUGGAGCGUUACCCCUGGAAAAUAUCUUGGGGUGCCAUUACAACAUUAUCGUGACAGUGCCGUGCAUUGGAUCGAAGAAGUAAAAAGAGUUAAAGAUCAGACAGAAAAGUGGGGCGGGCAUAAUUUUUCGAUGUUUUCAAGAGCUAGUGUUUGCAAUUAGUUUUUAGUUACAAAGGUGUAUUAUGUGCUACAAGUGUUAUGCAUGGCAAGGAUUUCGGUGCCGAAACUUCACAGAGUGUUUGCGGUAUAUAUAUGGGGAUCCACUUGGGAGAGAACUAGCCGGUGUAACUUGUUUCAUUCGGUGAAGAAUGGAGGACUAGGAUUAACACAUUUGUUUUUGAAACAGAUUGUUAGUAGGUUCUUUUUCUUAAGGGACCAAAGUGAUAUAUUUCUGCGUACUGUUAUUCAGGUGAGAUUGAGUUCUUCCUUGCCUGAGUGGGUUGUCUCAUCAGCAAAUGAACGUCCUCGAACACCAAUUGGCUUUCUGAGGGAAGUUGUUAUGUCCUUUUCUUUACUGAAAGCGCAUUUUUCGAAUGAAUUUUUGACUUCAGUGACGCGUAAGAAACUUUAUAGUGAUCUGGUUGAUGUUUUCUUGCCGCAUCCUGUUUACCGCAUGAUGUAUAACUUAGGACCUGAACGCAAUGUGCUGAAACGCGUUAGAAAAAUGCCGAUUAGAUCUUCAGCGAAAACCUCCUUUUUUCAAUUGCAUUCGGGCACUAUCCUUGUGAAGCCAUGGCUGCAAAGCAAGGGCUUCUUUGUUCCAUGGUCUGUUAACUGCAUCAUAUGUAAGAAACCUGAAACUAUUGAGCACAUCUUU